CAGGCCAGUAAAAGUCACCACACAGGAAGUAAAUAUGGGUUGCUGCAGUGGGCUGCUUGUGUCAGUCAGACUUAUGAGAAUGCGCGUCUUCUGAUGGAGUAGAAGAGCUUUAAUUGCAGACUUUGUGACCAUACUAUCGGAGAUUGCUGUACACGAUGCCUGUUGAGCUCGCUGUAAAAAUCUGGGCCUUUACCAAGAGCAGCAGAGUGUAAGGAACAGGCAUGAGGCUGCUGUGAUAAUGGAAUGCAGCAAGAGAAGACGACAAAACAAGUGGCGAGACCAGCAGAGAUAUAGUCGCCAUAACAACACUGAGGACCCAGAGUACCAUGUGGUCAAUGACCAGGAGGGCGCACACAAUGUACACAUACAGCCCGCAAGGCCACUGCAGGCUAACAGAGAGUAUGCAGAUAGACAGCUUUCAAGGUCGUCGUCCAAGCAGAGCCUGUGCUCAAACUCAAGUGGCACAUCUGAUAGGCUCCCCAGAUGUCCACCCCGAAACACCCCAUUUCAUCAAGGUCCUGCUGUAAAUCGAGCCCUGAAGCCAACCAGGAACAAGGUCCCAUUAGAUAAGAGGGCAUCAACAGUGGAACCAAGAGAACAGCAUGGACAUCUCUCACAAAGGUCUCACUCGACAUUAACCCAGGAACUGGUGAAUCGCAUCACCAGCCUUCAGCUACAGAAGCCCUGCAGGAGGGAUGAAUGGAGAGGAGCAGAAACUGCAGAAUUCAGGGCAUCCACUGAAGAUCUACAGAGCUGUGGAGAUGAGGCAGCAGCCAACCAUACCAGCCUUAGAUAUUCUCUGGAUCUGGAUAUUCAAUGUCCCCUAGAUAAAAGGUCACAUCAAAAAAGCAAAUGGCAAGAAAGAUCAUCAAUGAAGCAUAGAAAUCACGAGUGGCCUCAAACCAGAGGAGACUUUGACCAACAUGAUUUUGUUCCAAAGGAAAAGCCUCCACAGACAUAUCAUCAUGAAGACUGGUAUGUUGGACCUUGUAAUAGGGCUGAUGCUGAGCAUGCCCUACACCUAGUGAACGAGGAUGGUGCAUUUUUGGUUCGAGACUGUUCAAAGAACGACGGCGAUGAGCCUUAUGUUUUGACGGUGUAUCAUGAGAAGAAAGUUUACAAUAUAAAAAUUCGGUACAUUGAGAAGGCCAGCAAGUAUGCCCUUGGGACAAGACAACGGGAAAAUGAUAUGUUUGAUUCUGUUGCAGACAUCAUCAAAUUCCACACCAUAUUCCCAAUUGUAAUCAUCAAUGGGCGAAAUACGACGGCAAGCAGAUUAGCAGGAAACUGCGUGUUGACAUGCCCGACCACUAAAAGGGACGUUGAGCAACUCCUAGGGUUGAAGCACGUGACCCUCUAGU
Molecule: messenger RNA, 1361 nt
Organism: Lampris incognitus (smalleye Pacific opah)
Lineage: Eukaryota; Metazoa; Chordata; Actinopteri; Lampriformes; Lampridae
Product: cytokine-dependent hematopoietic cell linker
Exons: 17
Coding region: 239-1360 (373 amino acids)
Biological process (GO): cell surface receptor protein tyrosine kinase signaling pathway; intracellular signal transduction
Source: RefSeq, a predicted model, not a curated record